Messenger RNA from Seminavis robusta, 1938 nucleotides. Lineage: Eukaryota; Bacillariophyta; Bacillariophyceae; Naviculales; Naviculaceae. The record is from the annotation of a GenBank genome assembly.
AUGAUGAAUAUGUUUGUUGCUAGGGCACUGGCAGCAGUCUUAUUAUUGGCGGCAGGGGUAUCCGCCCAAGAGAUUCUGUACAACGCCAUUGUCUACACAGUGAACCCUUCCCAGCCCAGUGCGGAAGCCAUUGCCAUUGACGCCGAUGGUAUCAUUGUUGGUGUGGGAACUUAUGACGAUCUCACGUCUGAGUUUCCAGACUACACUUUGACAGACCUCGAAGGUCAACUGGUUCUACCGGGAUUUCAAGAUGCCCACUUGCACGCCGUCGAAGCCGGUAUCAAUGCCCAAUUAUGCUUUGUGGAAGCCGACGCUCUCAUUGAAGAUAUUCCCUAUUAUUUCGAUGAACCCGACUGUACCGACUAUGGCGAAUUUGGUGGCGAAGGAUGGGUCAUGGGAGCCGGGGUGGAUCUCGAGGCGAUUGUCCAGGAAUUGGAGACCAACUUGACGGCGAGGUAUCCGAUUACCGUUCUCGAUGAGAGUUGGCCCGAUCAGCCCGUCGUCAUUUUGGACCAGUUUGGACACGGAUGUUUGGCCAAUACCGCGGCACUUCAGGCUGUCGGUUAUUUCAAUAGUCCCGAUCCACCCGGUGGGCAUAUUCUAAAAGACUCGGACGGAUUUCAUACUGGAAUUGUCACGGAAAACGCCCAACAAAAACUCCGUGAAGCGGCUUUCCCAAACACGGAAGCCAACCAACAAGUUGCCUAUGAAAGUUUGCUGGAUGCUCUCGAUGAACUGAGGAGUAACGGUAUCACUACGGUAUCCGAUGCCGGUGGCUUUUAUCAUCAAGCUCAAAUAGAGUCCUGGGAAAGGGCCGAGGAGGAAGGGGUACUCACCGUCCGAGCUUCCAAUGCACUCUACGUAUACCCCGAUUCGAAUACGGUCGACCAGAUACGGGUCAUGAUCUCCAAGUUUAGCAAUGACCCCAACAAACUCGUCCGGUUCAACCAAGCCAAAAUCUAUGUCGACGGUAUUUUGUCUCUUUCAACGGGCAAGCUCUAUGAACCCUAUACGUACGACCCCUUUGACUUUUAUCGGAACGAAGAAAAUUGGUCGGGCUUUGAAUAUUUUGGGUCCAAUGAAACACUCAAUUUUGUGGCGAAAUCGCUCGUCGACAAUUCGGAUUUCCAGUUGCAUUUCCAUACCACGGGUGAUGCGGGUGCUGGAUUGGCUCUGUCGGCCAUUGAGUUCGUCCAAGGAGGAGCCAAGACGACUGGACCACCCCAUCGCAUCACACACUGUUACCUCGUGGACGAAAAGGAUCGGCGGCGGUUUGCCGAGCUGGGCGUCGUGGCCGACUUUCAAUUGGCACCGUCCUCUCUCACGCCAGAGUACCGAACCAAAAUGGAAGGGUUCUUGGGACGCACGCGAGCAGACACAUUAUUGCCCGCCCUCGAAUUGUACGAGGCCAAUGCGACCAUUACCCUCAGCAGUGAUUGGGAUGCCGACACGCUGUCGCCGUUGGAAAAGAUCCAAACAGUGUUGACUCGACCCGACGGCAGAUCGUUUCCUGACGUAGCGACUGUCAUCCCAAUGCUUACAAUCAACCCGGCAUAUCUACUCCAGCACGAUGACACUACGGGUUCGAUCGAGGUUGGAAAAUUUGCCGAUCUGGCGGUGAUUGACCAGGACAUUUUCAACAUGCCGGUCGACGAAAUAUCCACAGCAAAUGUUACGAGGACAUAUCUGCAAGGAGAUCUCAUAUUUGGUCCUGGUGCGGAUGUAUCGAGAGUGGAUGGGUCCAUUGAAAUCAGUGAAACUGAUCCGACUGGAGCUGGAUCCGAGGAAAACGGAGCGACUGACCCCAAGGAUGUUGAAAUCGACACUGGCGGCAAUGUUGCCGUUAGUGUGGAAGGGCAAUCAUCAAGUCCAGCUGUCUUCUCGAGUCUGCUGGCGGCUUGCUUGUGCUUCUCUGUUUCAUUACUCAGUUUUCUGUAG